Molecule: messenger RNA, 1629 nt
Organism: Frankliniella occidentalis (western flower thrips)
Lineage: Eukaryota; Metazoa; Arthropoda; Insecta; Thysanoptera; Thripidae
Product: riboflavin transporter 2-like
Exons: 4
Coding region: 85-1395 (436 amino acids)
Biological process (GO): riboflavin transport
Cellular component (GO): plasma membrane
Molecular function (GO): riboflavin transmembrane transporter activity
Source: RefSeq, a predicted model, not a curated record
UACUCCGCCGUCGACACAGUCCGGCACACGACGGGGAGACAGGCAGCCGCGCGCGCGUCCUCGCGUCCUCACGCGUCCCCCGCCAUGAAGGUCCUCGCCGCCCUGCUCGGCGGGCGCGUGCUGCUCGUCGACCUGCUCGCCGGGCUGUUCGGCAUGGGCGCCUGGCUCAGCGUCAACGCCAUGUACACCCAGCUGCCCAUCCUCAUCGCGUCCGCCCCCGAGUCCUGGAACCUGGCUUCCUACAUCGUCGUCCUCAUCCAGGCGGCCAACAUCGGUGGCAUCCUGUACGCCCUCCUCGGCCGCCGCUACCCCGGAGAAGCCCUGGAGCGCGGCGCCAUCUACUUCCUGGAGGCCGUGGGCAUCGCUGCGCUUGCGCUCAUGGCCUUCUUCUACCAGGAAGUGACGGUGGUGGGCGGCCAACCCCACAGCGUGGCGCUGCUCGCGCUCGUGUUCCUGUCGGCCCUGCUGGCCUGCACCAGCUCGGUGCUCUUCGUGCCCUACAUGAACCGCUUCGCGCCCACCUACCUCGUCUCGUACAUGAUCGGCGAGGGCCUGAGCUCACUGCUGCCGAGCGUCGUGUCGCUGGUGCAGGGCGUGUCCGGGGACCCGGUCUGCGUGGUGGGGGACGACGGGACGCGGCAGAGCUACACGCCGCCGCCCGUGUUCUCGACGCGCACCUACCUGGUGGCCACCGCCCUGGUGCAGGCCGUCAGCCUGGCGGCCUUCGCGCUGCUCGACCGGCUGCCCGCGUGCCGGGAGGCGCGCGUCGUCGUCGCCCCAAAGCAGGCGGAACAGACGAAGGACGGGGAGGCCCGGCAGCAGCAGGACGCGGCGGCCCCCGAGGACGCCGCCGUCAAGCCGGCGGCGAGCCUGUCGAGCGGCGUGUUCGUCGGCCUGCUGGCCACCGAGGCCGUCCUCAUGGCCUUCUCCAACGGGCUCUUCCCCAGCAUCCAGUCGUACUCGUGCCAGCCGUACGGCACCGACGCCUACCACCUGGCCAUCAACCUGGGCGCCAUGGCCAACCCCCUGGCCUGCUACCUGCUCUUCUUCGUGGUCCCGACGGCGAUGCGCACGUUCGGCGCGCUGACCAGCGCCACCCUGGCCGUGGCCGUCUACAUCCUGGUCGGGUCACUGAUGAGCCCCACGCCACCGCUGGUGGGCUCCACGGGCGGCCAGGUGCUCGUGGUGGUGGUCUGGGUGGUGUUCACCGCGCUCGUCUCGUACACCAAGCUGGGCAUCGCCUCGGUGCUCCGCGAGCGUCACCCGCGCGGGCUGUUCUGGUGGGGGGCCGUGACCCAGGUCGGCUCGCUCACCGGCGCCGUCCUCGCCUUCGUCCUGCUCAAUUACACGACCGUCUUCCAGUCGUACUUCCCGCCGUCACCCUGCGACGCGUAGCGCGCGCCACCGUGUACCAUAACAACAAAUAUGUAUAUAAUGUAAAUAAAUUGACCCAUCGAUCUGUAAACAGUCUCAGCCGCUCGCAGGGAGGGACUAUCGCCUCCCUCCAGCUCGAUAUUAUGCACUUAGACAGGAAAAGUUUUCCAUAGACAAGAAAAUGAUUCUUAUAAAACGGACUAGAUAUUUUUAUACAGUCCUAAGACUGUCUCUACCAGAUGGAGAAAGCGUUCC